AUGUUUCCUGAGGAAGACAGUUUCAUUCUUUACAGACUGGCACCAGGCGUUCCUGACCUACGCACCUGUCUGCUCAAUCAGAAACUCCAGAUGCUCAACUGCUGCAUAGAGCGCAAACUAUCCCGAGAAAACUCACACCGAUCCACCUACGACUCCGCAGAAAACUCCGACACCGAUGACGAGUUCUUCGACUGCUCCGACCGAGUAGACGAGGAAACCAAACGGAAAGAGAAACACUCCCUCUGGAACCAACCGGUGGGCAGAUUGACCAAAUUCGGAGACCUGAAGCUGCUCAAGAACGGAGACCCGCUCUACAUUCCCGUGACGCAGGAACCGGUGCCGAAGACCGAGGAUCAGCUCGAGGAGGACACUGACGUCCUGCUCAAGCUGGGUUCGGAUGCUGAGGCCUCCGAGCUGAGGGCUAGGAUCAUGAGCGCUUCGCUGCUCUCGGACAUGGAGUCUUUCAAGGCUGCUAAUCCUGGCUCCGUGGUGGAGGACUUCAUCAGGUGGUACUCGCCGAGAGAUUGGAUAGAAGAGGACGAUAUGGACGAAUGGGGACAGAAGAAGGGCCACCUGAGUCCGAGGAUGUUGAUCGAAGAAAACAAUAUCUGGGUGCAAAUGUGGGAGUCUUCCAGGCCAGUGCCUGCUUGUAGACAGAAGAGGUUAUUUGAUGACACCAGGGAGGCUGAAAAAGUGUUGCAGAAUCUGGAUUCCCGGACGAUAUCGCAGAUAUGCGAUCUCGUCAUCCCAGUCCUCUCUCACGCCGCCAUCUGCCGGCUGGUAGAAGAAUGUCGGCACGUCUCCGCAGAACUCUCCGAAUCCAACUACCGCAUAAAAAGCCUCCUGGGCCACGGCGAGCGACUGUCUCGCGACCCGGACUUGCAGCCCCGCCGUUUCGAAGCCUUCGUUCAAGAAGUGACAGCGCUAGAGUUGCUCAUCUCCCAGAUCAACUCGCUGCAAUACAAGUUCAAUCCUUCGGGAGCGAAAGAUCAAACGGUCAGUGGCGUGGUGGCUAACUUGGUCGCUGCUAAAGAGGUGGAGAUCGAAGGCAGAGAUGGCUCUGACGUCGGUGGUAGGAUUGUAUCGAUGUUCUCAGAGAUGCAGAACUUUUCUGGGGAACAGGAGAGUAUGGAAGAUGCUAAAAGGUCGGGAAACGGAGUGUUUCCGGCGCCUUCUGGGAGGGAGUUCGUGAUGAGGGUGAACGCUGUGAAACCUGCUGGUCAUUCGGCGAAGUGUCCGCAGUUCUUGCGGGCUAUUCUGAACAAGAACGAAUUUAGGUUAGCUGGAGCUUUUUCUGAAGAUAUCGUGUUCUUCUGA
Phaedon cochleariae (mustard beetle) is the source of this 1317-nucleotide messenger RNA. The record is from the annotation of a GenBank genome assembly. NCBI's taxonomy places the organism in Eukaryota, Metazoa, Arthropoda, Insecta, Coleoptera, Chrysomelidae.